UAGAUUAUAUAAGUACCAUAUAUAAGAUUCAGAUAAUUCCAUUAGAACAUACAGAAUGUGAGUGAUUGCAGUCACAAAAAACAGUAAUUAGGACCUGUGUCCAUUUUCAGUAUAAGAAAUAUUAGACAAAUUGCGUUUUAAGCAAAAAGUGAGUAUUGACGUAAAGAAAUAACGGCCUGAAUUAUACCGUAAUAACAUCGAGUGAUUUGAAGAAAAAUAUUUUGCCAUAUCGCCCAUCCAUACGAAGGGACCAACCUAGCCCCUGGUCAGCAAAAUUUGGCUUGUAAAAAGGACUAUUACAGUACAGCAGCGUGGCAUGUUGGGAUAUAUGCAAAUUAUCUGGUCGAGUUUCCCCAGUGAUGUCAUUUCAAAACGGCGGCUUACACAGUCAACAAAAAAAGAAUCUCACUCGAAAUCUGCUAAAGUAUAUAGCAACAACACAAAACAGCGUUUUCAUGGAGGCAGCCAUGUUUGUUCCCAGAUGUGUCGCUCAAACGGGAGACGUUCGAGUUUGGGAGGGGAAGUCGAACGCAGGAACCGAUUUCAAGUUCGACUUUCUGUCAUAAAAACUACAUAGACCAGAAUGCACCAUUACAUCCCGGAUGUGUAUCAAACAUGGACAGCUGAUAAGGACGUGGAAGUUGUUGCACCGACAGCUUACGCUGUCUUUCUUGGAAGGCGUAUACAAAUUCUGAACGUUGUUACAGCGAAUGACAGCUUUGCUGGCAAUUAGUUGUAUGUGGCUCGUUAGUUAGCUAGCACCGAGUCUUUAAAGCUGAUUUAAAAAAAACUCCCCCCUCGCUAGCUCACUGUCAGAUAUUGAAAUGGCAGGCAUCGAAAGGACUCCAGAGUCUGCGGUCAUAAGGAGAUUGAAGCGUUUCAGAGACAAAUACUUAAUGAGUCUGUGGAAUGAUACGCGUAACGUCCAGCACCCCGGAAAUGUGGAUGAAAACACAGCGACUGGCUGCUCCUUGAACAGUUUACCGGUGGAUGUGCAGUUUCGAAUUAUGGCUCUUCUGACUCCCCAAGACCUCUGUCGGCUGGGCAGCACUAAUUACUAUUGGAGGUCAGUGGUCAGAGACCCCCUGCUGUGGAAGUACUUCCUGCUCAGAGAUAUGCCUCUCUGGUCUUCCGUUGACCAUACCUCCAUGCCACAUCUGGAGGCUCUGGAGGCCCCCAUCUGCAAGGACGAGGAGGAUCCUAGCCAAGACUUUAUGGCAGACUACCUGAGAGGCAGCCCUGCGUGCAGACGUCAGUGGCAACCCCCAAGGCCAGCGUACAAGGCUGUUGCCUCCUUUUUACAGUCUCUGGUUGUUCCCACUGAGCCCCGUUUUGCGAUGUUCGGUCCAGGCCUGGAGCAGCUGGACGUCUCCCUGCUGGAGAAGCUGAUGUUCUCCCCGGAUGUGCUGCCUGUUGCAGGAAUACCCCAGAGGCAGAUUGGAGGUAUUGGGUCUGGAAUUAGUUUCACAUUCAACGAUCAGCACAGAUUCAAUAUUUUGACCCUGUAUUCGACAAACAGGACUGAGAGGGAGAGAGCACGCAUUGAGCACCAGAGUGUGCAGAGCAAACUCUUCGUCCAGGAUGACCCCAAUUACAACAUCACGCCCCAGGUCCAGGAGGUGUGUCGGGCUGUGGACGGCUUCAUCUACGCGGCAAAUGCUGAAGCUGGGAGAGAUGGCGAGCGGCACAAGGAGGAAGCUCAGAUCCGGGCCAUGCUUGACGAAGCUUUGGGCUCGUCCUCGCGGCCUAUCUUGAUUUUGUCCUGCAUGGCUAGAGAGGAGCCCGAUGGAGCCAGAACAAGGACCCCUUGUGUGAACAUGGCGCGAUGGCUUAACCUGGAGCACCUAGCCAAUCCAUGGAUGGUCCAAGACACUGUGGCAGAAUCACUGUCAGGGCUUUUGGAUGGAAUCGCUUGGCUCCUGAAAGGAUGCGGCCUUAGACUGUAGCUGAGAGAAUCCAGGGUUGAUCCGCUGGGAAUGAUUAUGGGACACACACAUCUUCAUGCUGCUGCCUUUGGUUAUUACAUAUAUUUUUUGCUUGCUUGUAAAAUACAAUAUGAAUUUUGUAAUUAUUAAAUGAGCUGUACUAUUCAUAUUUUUUAUAUACUAUAGUUUUGAAAAUCCUUCUUUUUUUAAAUCAAAACUUUCCGAAAUAUUUUAUGAUUGUGUAAAUGCACCUUUUAAUAGUGUUUUAUGGGGUUUACUUCAGUUAAAAUUUGGGGGAAUUUCUUGAUGCAAGUUUGCACUUAAUGUUGUAGGUGGAGACUCCACAGUGUAUAAAAGGAUGGCAUCAAGGAUGGGCCUUAAGUACUAAUUGAAUUAUUCACAAUUGGAAUUAUUAAUUAUUACAUUUAUUAGAUGUACUCUUUAUAACUGUGGAUACAACGGUAUGUUUACUGCUGCACUUCAGAGAAGCACACUCAUAAUUCAGUUUGGCAUGUAGUUCUUCAGCACCAGUUAUGCAUGCUGGAAUAUAUAGUGAUGUUUUAAUUUCCGUGUUUAAUUUGCCUUUAAACACGUAUACCUUUCUGAACUUUCCAUUUUAUAAAAUAGAGAAUGCCAAGUUUUAUGUAUGGGGCUGAAUUAAACUUUUCAAAAUUGCCAUGUUAAGUAUGAACUGGGAAAAAAGUUCUUGCUAAAUGUACAAGAAAAUCUCCAUUUCUGCUCUUUGCACACUACCUGGACUAGUAUAUGGAACCCAGAACUCAGAAGUGAAUGGAUGUUGAACGGAAACAGUGAGUUCAGUGGAGGAAAUCUCCAUGUAUCUCGUAUAAACAAAGAAAAUUAACCCAAAAUUUCAAAUGAAGAACACUAAUUCCUAUUAAAACAUUAAUGAUUUGGCCCAUCAAAGAUGUGUUUAGAGUGAUUUGAAAUCCUCUGAGAAUAGUAACAUCAAAUAUGGUGGUGGUGAUUUCACUGAUAUUUACCAAAAAAAAUGAGUAAAUGGGUGGUCAGCAAAGAAACAUUUAACAAGCUUCAGAUCCCAUCUUUCUAACAUCAGAAAUGACUAACUUGUACCACCAGGGGUUUACCUAGAAAUUCUGCCAAGCAUUGUGAAGUAUGAGGCAUCCUCAUGAUAUCCAUGCCCUCCAAUGCCUCUGGGGUUAACUGAAGGGCCUAGUGCUCCAUGGAUAAUGUGUAGAGUUAUACAUGAUUCAGUUUUCUAAAUUCUAUUUGCAUAUGUCUGAUGGGAGAUGAAGUCCUGAUCUAGCUCUUGGGUAUUUUUAACAAGCUUCUGGACUGCAUCUCCCAUGAGCCCUGUUAUGUUUUUCAGGUAGUUGUUUCACCACAGUAGGGCACUGUUUUCGUACCAUUUCUUGUAGAUAGAAGAUGAAGCAAAUCUGUAAAUCUGAGAAGGAACAGAGAUGUUCUGCAGAGGCUGUUGUCCAGGUUGGGUGGUGAUCUCCUUUAGUUUUCUUUCUGUGUUUCUAUGUUUGUUAGUUCAUCAUGUUUUCUCAUUUUUAGUCAUUCACAUGCGGAUGUAGCUUCGUGCCUGUUUGUAAGUGUCAGCAGGGGGCAGCACUAUUCUGAAAUACAGAAGAUCAUCUAACAAAGAGGUUGCAUUUACACCUGAUGCGCAGCUAUUCUCAGAAGUCUGUAUAUGUUCCUGUAAUGUUCUAGUACUUUUAUCUCAGACAAGUUACUAUCCAAAAAUUAGUUUGAAACAACUUGUUUUAACAGGAUCUCUUAUUUUCUUAUUUAUAUUGAAAUAUUUGUAUUUCUAAAAAUGCUGGAUAAUAAGUUGAAUGUCUAGUUCAAUUGCAAUAAACUUUUGAGAGAAA
This is a messenger RNA of Paramormyrops kingsleyae, 3781 nucleotides long. RefSeq names its product F-box protein 4 (gene fbxo4). Gene Ontology annotation, molecular function: protein binding. Gene Ontology annotation, cellular component: SCF ubiquitin ligase complex. Lineage: Eukaryota; Metazoa; Chordata; Actinopteri; Osteoglossiformes; Mormyridae. The record is from RefSeq and is a predicted model, not a curated record. Gene Ontology annotation, biological process: protein polyubiquitination; SCF-dependent proteasomal ubiquitin-dependent protein catabolic process.